AUGCCGGAAAACAAAAAGAACCUGCGGUGCCAACAGCGCCGGCGGGAGAAGCGUGCCCUGCAGCGCGAUGUGGAGCAAAGGUGUCAGCAGAACAUGGAUCUCGAGAGAAGAGUGACGCGCAGUGAAAGCGAGAACAUGGAUCUCGAGAGAAAAGUGAAGCGUAGGGAACGCGAGAUCGAGAUGGUACGUGACGAAGCUCGAGACAAGACGAUCGAGAGUUUGGAGCUGCAGCGCCGUCUUGAUGCCAACCAGAAGCAACAACAGAUCGGCAGAGCUUUGGAGCUGAUCAAUGCCGAGCAACAGGUGGCCGAGCUGCAGCUGCGAGUGCAGAAGCAAGAGUUUGAGAAAGCAUCUCUCCGUGGAAAGGUGGAAGAGUUUGCGUACGAGACCACUGUGCUGAGAGCAGCGGAGAAAUCGAGGAAGACAUCUACCGGGUCUACCGCCAAGUUGCAGUUGAACGCCCGUGGCCGCGGCGAGUAUGACAUCAGCGAUGCUGACAUCCAGAACUUCUAUAACAGCCUGCGGACGGGUGCUGGUGGCGAUCCUCGUAAGGGCACCGUGUUGAAUGAGCUGAUCGUGAAGUUCUUCUAUGGUGACUUCACCCCUCAGGGCUUCAAACGAUACAGCGGACUCUGGACGGGACCCCCAUAUGGCAAGAAGGACAUUGCUGUGGCCGUAGCCAAGCUGAAGGAGCAGAUGGCCAAUCCCAUGUUCGUGACCAAGGGCGGUGUCGGCUAUGGUGUGGACGAGACCCAGAAGGUGGAGGAUGAUGGCAAGGGCUGGGUGUGGUUGGCAGCCGAGAUGAGCUCUGGAGGCCUGGUCGUGGAGUUGUUCAAAUCGGUGCCCUACGGCAAGCGUGCCAUCCUGGUGGCUAAGCAGAGCAACGUGGACGAACUCUUUCAGAAGGUGAACUGGGAUACAGCCCUUGCAAACAGUGAGGUCACUUUAGGAGGGCCUCAGGUGAAGCAGCGCUCAGUGGACUCACGGUGAGACGUGGUGAGACUUCUGGAAUUUUCAUCUUUUGAGGUCUAAAACUGAUCUCUUUCCAGUUGAAGUAGCAAUCAUCUGUUUCAAAA
Messenger RNA from Cladocopium goreaui, 1076 nucleotides. The record is from the annotation of a GenBank genome assembly. NCBI's taxonomy places the organism in Eukaryota, Dinophyceae, Suessiales, Symbiodiniaceae.